AUGGGUCGGGAUAAGUAUCUUGAGCGGCUAACGAGACUUCGAGCCCAUCAUCUUAUCCGUGACUUUGAAAUCACGGCCCAGAAGCUGGACGGCUCAAUCACAAGCAAGCUUCCCGACGUUUUCUUUGACAGCGCCUUUGUGGAACUGCUCAAAGACAAUUAUAGUACAAUUUCCCGAGCCAUCGACAGGGAUCCCGAUCUAGAAACCCCAACAAUUGGCAAUAGCCUCCUAGAACGGGACAACGCGCUAGAAGAUUCACGCUCAGCCUUAGAGCUGCUCAGGAGCUCACUUUCCCUCGAGAAACAAAGCCAUGAAGCGUCGCGGAAAGCGGCUGCGGAAGAUUUGACUAAGCUCAGAAAUACUGAUCAAAGACUCCGGAAAGAGCACGAGGCUGCGCUCCAGAGGCUUGAUGCCGAACACCAAACGGAACACGAGAAAUACAGACGCGAGGCUGCGAUUUCGAGACAAGGCUAUGACGAAGAAAUGCGACAGCUACGACUCGCUCAGCAACGCAUGGAAGACGAACAUAAGCGACAGAUAGAACAACUUCGACACUUGGCAGACGUUGAAACCGAGCGGCACCGCCGUCGAGCCGAAGCGGAAAUUGCUGACCUGCGCGCAGCCAUAAGCCGGCUAGAAGUGGAUCUAUUACGGACAACCAAAGUCAAUGCCCAGGAAAUUCAAGCCUUGCGAGAAACGCAAGCAAAGCGUCUUGCCGACAAGAGUCUUGCAUUAGACCAAGCCGUAAUCCAAAUCGAGAAAUUGAAAUCCGAUAUCGAAGCCGAACGUGAGGAGCGUAAAAGGGUGGAGGCACUUACUAGCUCAGCUGUCGCAGCAAAGGCUACACUGCAAAGCGAGCUCGAUGACCUCCUAAUGGUUUUAGGUGACACUGAAGAGAACCUCAAUAAGUAUAAAGCUCGCUUGAUUGAGCUUGGUGAAGAAGUUUCAGAUAUUGGCGAGGAAGUCGCCGACGAAGAUGACGAAGGUGAUGAUGAGUAG
Molecule: messenger RNA, 999 nt
Organism: Parascedosporium putredinis
Lineage: Eukaryota; Fungi; Ascomycota; Sordariomycetes; Microascales; Microascaceae
Source: the annotation of a GenBank genome assembly